AUGGCGGAACCCGAUUUUGAGCGAGUCAACCUGUCAAAGGAAGAAAAAGUUUGUGGGGUUAUAUUUGCGGUGCUUUUGUUGGGAUCAAUAGCAGAAUGCAGAGUAACCGUAAGAGUAGAGGAUCUUGAUUACCCUGCUAUAAAUUGUAGAAAACACAGUGCAGUUCUAACAGAUUUUGGUGGUGUUGGUGAUGGAAAAACAUCAAACACCAAGGUUUUUCAAUAUGCAAUCAGCCAUCUCAGCCAGUAUGCAUCUGAUGGUGGAGCUCUACUUGUUGUGCCACCUGGGAAAUGGCUAACUGGAAGCUUUAAUCUUACUAGCCAUUUCACGCUUUUCCUCCAUAAUGAAGCUGUCAUUCUUGCAUCUCAGGAUGAAUCAGAGUGGCCUUCAGUUCCCGUACUACCAUCAUAUGGCAGAGGAAGGGAUGCUCCAGAUGGAAGGUUUAGUAGUCUCAUUUUUGGAACUAACCUCACUGAUGUUGUAAUUACUGGUUACAAUGGGACAAUUGAUGGCCAAGGAUCUUAUUGGUGGGACAAAUUCCACAAGGGUGAACUGAAACUCACAAGGCCAUACUUGAUUGAGAUUAUGUUCUCUGAUCACAUUCAGAUAUCAAAUCUCACUUUGAUAAACUCCCCAUCUUGGUUUGUCCAUCCAAUUUACAGCAGUGACAUUAUAAUUCAAGGGUUGACCAUUACUGCACCAAUUGACUCUCCCAACACAGAUGGAAUAGAUCCUGAUUCUUGUACCAACACUAGGAUUGAAGAUUGCUAUAUUGUCUCUGGUGAUGAUUGUAUAGCAGUAAAAAGUGGUUGGGAUGAGUAUGGAAUCAAAUUUGGGAUGCCAACCCAACACUUGAUAAUUAGAAGGCUUACAUGUAUAUCCCCUGAUAGUGCUAUGAUUGCUUUGGGAAGUGAAAUGUCUGGUGGAAUCCAAGAUGUUAGAGCUGAAGAUCUCACAGCUAUCAAUACUCAAUCAGCAGUUAGAAUCAAAACUGCAGUUGGUAGGGGAGCAUAUGUGAAAGACAUAUUUGUUAAACGAAUGAACUUGAACACCAUGAAAUAUGUGUUUUGGAUGACAGGUUCUUAUGGAUCACACCCUGACCCUGGUUUUGAUCCCAAAGCACUUCCUAACAUUACUGGAAUAAAUUAUAGAGAUGUCAUUGCACAUAAUGUCACAUAUUCAGCAAGGCUUGAUGGAAUUCCUAAUGACCCUUUUACAGGAAUAUGUAUUUCUAAUGUGAAUAUCCAAAGUGAGGGAAAGAAAUUGCAAUGGAAUUGCACUGAUAUUGAAGGGGUCACAAGUAAUGUCUAUCCUAAGCCUUGUGAAUUGCUGCCAGAGAAGAAAGAGAAAUUUGAAUGUCCUUUUCCAGAUGACAAACUUCCCAUUGAAAGUGUUCAGUUGAAGAAUUGUGGUCUCAAUCUUCUGAGAAAAAAGAUUGUAUUUAAUUUUUGA
Molecule: messenger RNA, 1452 nt
Organism: Gastrolobium bilobum
Lineage: Eukaryota; Viridiplantae; Streptophyta; Magnoliopsida; Fabales; Fabaceae
Product: probable polygalacturonase
Exons: 6
Coding region: 1-1452 (483 amino acids)
Biological process (GO): carbohydrate metabolic process
Molecular function (GO): polygalacturonase activity
Source: RefSeq, a predicted model, not a curated record